Messenger RNA from Metarhizium brunneum ARSEF 3297, 978 nucleotides. Its product is annotated as Acid phosphatase. Lineage: Eukaryota; Fungi; Ascomycota; Sordariomycetes; Hypocreales; Clavicipitaceae. Gene Ontology annotation, molecular function: nucleotidase activity. The record is from RefSeq and is a predicted model, not a curated record.
AUGCGCUUCUCAACUUUGCUGGCGGGCUUGACGCUGGGCUUUGCAUCUUCGUCGCAGGCAAUCAACAUUCUCCUCAACAAUGACGACGGGUUUGCAUCAGGGAAUCUGCGCGAGGUGUACCGCUUGUUGAAAACGGCCGGUCACGACGUCUGGAUUGUUGCGCCGGCCACCGAACAGAGCAGCCAAGGCGGCCGUUCAUCCUUCACAGAACUCGGCAACCUGACUGGGCCGUCACAAUACGACAUUAUUCCCGCGGGCGCCCCUUCAGUCGGCACCGACCCUCACGAUUCCCAAAUCUGGUACUACAACGGAACACCCGCCGCGUGUACGUUUGUUGCGCUAGACUACGUUCUUCCCCGACACGCGCCCUUCCACGUCCCCGACCUCAUCGUGACGGGACCGAAUUUCGGAGCCAACCUCGGUCCAUUUGUUUGGACCCUGUCAGGAACCGCCGGCGCAUCCUACGCCGCAACGGAGCGAUCCGUGCCAAGCAUCGCCAUUGCGGGGAGUAAUAAAAAGAUUGCCUAUUUCGACAUCAAAAACGAAACCAACGAGGCCACAUGGACGGCCAGGGUCUCGGUAAAGGUCAUUGAGCAAAUCAUCCGCAGCGCUCCCGACGGCGGCCCCCUGCUUCCUCUGGGCUACGGCUUGACCGUCAACAUUCCCCUUCUCACGGCGAACAAUACGGAUCCCGAGAUUGUCCAGACACGCAUGACGGGAAACGCGCACAUCAAUGAGGCCGUUUGGGAUCCAGCCACGGGCGUCUUUCAUUGGGCCAAUAUCAAGCCGUACUCGGCGGGUCUGAAUGCGUGUGUGAAUGGUGACUGUCGGCUUCCUGGCGAGACGUAUGUUGUGGAGAGUGGGAGGGUUUCUGUGUCGGUGUACAUUACUGAUUAUGAUGCGCCUGCGACCGAGUACACGCAGAGCAUAAGGGAGCGCGUCAAGCCCCUGACGAAGAACUGUUCAACAGCGAAAUAG